Molecule: messenger RNA, 1219 nt
Organism: Trachymyrmex cornetzi
Lineage: Eukaryota; Metazoa; Arthropoda; Insecta; Hymenoptera; Formicidae
Product: epimerase family protein SDR39U1
Exons: 7
Coding region: 230-1141 (303 amino acids)
Source: RefSeq, a predicted model, not a curated record
UUGUUUAGCUCUAUGGAAGACUGGAAGGAUUGGAAGUAAACAAAGAUUUUUGGCCGUGUAUGGUCUGUGUGCGAGCUCCGGAUGCGGUAACAAUUGCGACCAAUUAGAGAAGAAGAAGAAUUUCUUGUCUGCAAAGUCUUACAAAUUUGUGCUUAAAAUAAAAGUGUAUCACACACAUACACACAUUACAAAUUUAUUUUUAACAUAAAAGUGUAUUAAGUUUCUAAACAUGGCUCAACUAAACGGUUUUAAGCAUAUAGUGAUAGGUGGUGGUACUGGCUUCAUAGGAACACAGCUAAUAAAAUCACUGAAUCUCGCGGGUGUCUCCUGUACAUGUAUUUCUCGGAUGCCGGGACCAAACAGAAUAUCAUGGCAUGAUUUAGAGCACUAUGGUCUACCGGAGAACACAUCAGCUGUCAUCAAUCUUGCCGGACAGAAUGUACUGGAUCCUAUGCAAAGAUGGUCACCUGGAUUCAAGCAGAAUGUUAGGAACAGCAGGGUGAAAACGACGAAGGCUCUGGCAAACUCUAUACAGAAUACCAAGGCUACGGUUUUCAUAACUAUAUCAGGAGUAGCAUAUUACAAACCCAAUGAUACUGUAUACACAGAAGAAAGCAAAUGCGAAUCAUAUGACUUUCUAUCAAGACUUUGUCACGAUUGGGAAGAAGCAGCAAAGUUACCAGAAGAUAGCAAUAUUAGACAAGUAACGAUAAGAUCUGGAGUUGUGUUAGGAAGAGAGGGUGGCAUGAUCAAGAACAUCUAUUUUCCAUUCUUGGCGGGACUCGGUGGACCACUAGGAAGUGGAAAUCAAUACAUGCCCUGGAUACAUAUUACUGACUUAGUUUGCAUGUUUAUAUUUGCUCUUACAAAUAACAAUGUACAUGGUAUAUUAAAUGGAGUAGCACCUCAGCUUGUAACAAACAAGGAGUUUACACAAGCGUUUGCAGCGGCACUAAAAAGAUUCGCGAUUAUACCUGUUCCAGAUUUUUUCUUAAAAAUGUUAUUCAAUAAAGAACGAGCAAAGAUAAUGUUGGAGGGACAAAAAGUUGUACCAAAGUAUGUUACAGAGUUAGGAUUUCAAUAUCAAUAUCCAGAUAUUGAACGUGCUUGUAAACAACUUGUUAAAUCACAUAUUACGUAAAAGGAUUUAUUUAAUUGUUAUAAAAACCGAUAGAGAUCACAUACAUAUGAUCAUUGUAAAACUAUUAUAGUAAUAUGA